Messenger RNA from Betta splendens (Siamese fighting fish), 1088 nucleotides. It is a transcript of the gene thap4, whose product is annotated as THAP domain containing 4. Bases 17 to 664 code for a protein of 215 amino acids. The record is from RefSeq and is a predicted model, not a curated record. NCBI's taxonomy places the organism in Eukaryota, Metazoa, Chordata, Actinopteri, Anabantiformes, Osphronemidae. The transcript is spliced from 5 exons.
ACAAACUACAUUUCCCAUGAUGCCCCUGUUGCGCUCGCGCAUGAGUACGUCCCGCUACGCCAACAAAACGUCGCAGCGUCUGUUUGGUGACAGUUUACCUGAUUAUACCUGUUCUGUAAACAGUGUGUGGACUUUAUCUGCAUUGAUAAUGGCAUCGCACGGAAACGAGACAGGGUCCGUGGAGCUGAAUCCUGCUGUCCUCCCUCUAGACUGGCUUCUGGGGACCUGGGAGUCUGAUGAACCUGGGGAGGGCUGUUUCCCCACUAUAAAACCUUUCAGCUACACAGAAACUCUACACUUCACCCACGUGGGACAACCAGUGAUCAACUUCAUGUUUAAUGCGUUUCAUGCAGAGUCUCAAAAGCCGCUGCACAGAGAGUGCGGUUUCAUUAGGAUGCAGCCUGGAACCAACAAAGUGGCAUUUAUCAUCGCACAGAAUUCAGGUCUGGUGGAAAUUGAGGAGGGGGAUUUGACAGGGCAGCAGCUUAACCUGCAGACCAACUCUUUGGCCAGAAUUUCUUUUGCCAAGAAGCCACAUGUGCAGCAGAUUACCAGAGUGUUUCAGCUCCGACCAGAUGGGAGACUGGAACAGACAGUUUCCAUGGCAACAGACAAUCAACCACUGAUACAGCACUUGCACAUCACUUACCAUCGAUCAUCUUGACUGAACCAGAUUGACUUCUGUAGAAAUACCGCUGUGUGUAAAAAUAAGUGCAGCUUGUAAAAGUCUGAUCAAUAAUGUCUGAGUCAGAAAUGAUUCUAAAGUUAUAUAAGGUUUUAAUUCUGCUGCCUAUAGACAAGUUCUAUUCAGGCUGGCAAACUAGAACAAAGUAUAUCACAUCAAUGAUAACUAACUUUGCAUCGUUCAGCCAUGAACUGAUGCUGAAUGUUGCAGCCAAAUUCAAAUGUUUAAAAGUGUCCAAACUGUAUUCAUGUCAAGCUGUUAAAGCUGAGGCGUUUUUUUUGUUGUUGUGACAUUUGAAAAAAGGUAAAUGUUGUGCAGAGUCUUCGUCAUAUAUGCACUGAUAAAAUAUUAAGCACCCGUCCCUCUGUCUGACUAUUAAAAGAAUGAAAGAGUUGUCUCUGCA